AAGCUGAUGGGUGCUGAUUCUCUCCAGCCUUUCCAAUCCAGAUAUACAUUGGGUAACAUCAUAGGUUUUCAAAGGAAUAGUCUUCUGAGCAAAUCUGAAAACCCUCUAAACUCCAUUGCUAUACAGAGAGAAAAAGGAAGAGAGAAGGUAACAAGGAAAGAAGGAUGGAAGAGAGGGCAUGAGGACAGCUAUUUGGAAACGGCACAGAGGCAUUUACAGAGAUCAUUAUAUCCUUGGGUCCUUUACCUUCCUCACCCCUACGCAGAGCUUGAAGCAGUCAUCAGCCAUGUUGGAAAAGUACUCAUGGCAAGGAACUGAGAGGCCUCUAAGGACUUCAGGCAGCAUCUAGAAUGAAUGUGGACGUACUACUACAACCAGCAAAAAGACCAGUCAUGCAACCACAAGGAAUUAACUUCUACCAAAUGGGACACUCUAAUGGCUGAUGAGAGAAAUAGGUACACGGCUGAGUCCAAGUUGAAGAAACACGUGGUUUCUUGGGAAACUUCCGUGGAAGGGGCUGCUCGGUGGAGCCAAGCCAAUAACAAGCUGCCUCUGCAGCUGGCAAUGCCAGGAAAUAAGGACAGUCAAGCAUCGGGUACCAGCAACUUCCAGGCGGCCGUGCCGGGCCUUGUUCCCUAG
This is a messenger RNA of Piliocolobus tephrosceles (Ugandan red Colobus), 639 nucleotides long. It is a transcript of the gene DAOA, whose product is annotated as D-amino acid oxidase activator. The record is from RefSeq and is a predicted model, not a curated record. NCBI's taxonomy places the organism in Eukaryota, Metazoa, Chordata, Mammalia, Primates, Cercopithecidae.